AUGUCUAAACCCCAUGCGUAUUACUUCAUUCCUCGCAAGCCGGUAUCAGAUCAAGAGGAGAAUCUCAACCUCCGCCAAGCCCUGACUCGUUCUGGGUCUUGGUCAUGGCGCGGAUGGAGCCCGGGGCUCCCUUCGUUCUCAGAGUAUGAGCAGACGGCGCACAAUUUCCCUUGGCUCCAGCAUUCUAAUACUUCUCGCUCCCGCGGGAACCUGGACGUGGGACAGCCGGAUGUUAAUCUGGAGAAUCCAGAUCAUACAGACCACUGUCUUUUACUUCCCCAGCGCGAUUUGCAAACCGGCUCCGUCAUGAUACCUCCUCCAGAGAAACCCCUGCCUGAGCAAGGGAGCCAAUCUGACGAUCCCGAAGACCCAGAAAUGGUAACAUGGUCUGGGCCCUCGGACCCAACGAACCCGAAGAACUGGCCAAAGCACAAGAAGUGGACCGCGACCAUCCUGGUCUCAUGCUUUACUUUCAUAUCCCCCGUAUCUUCAACAAUGUUAGCUCCAGCUCUGGAUACGCUUGCCCAUGAGUUCAACGUUAGGUCCGACAUUGAGACCUACCUCUUGAUGUCCAUCUUCCUUCUCGCUUAUGCAGUGGGACCUUUUGUUUUGGCCCCCUUGUCUGAGAUGUAUGGUCGAGUUGUUGUGCUACAGUCGGCCAACAUGUUUUAUCUCAUCUUCAACACUGUCUGCGGGUUUUCGGCGUCUAAGGAGCAAAUGCUUGCGUUUCGGUUCCUGAGUGGUUUGGGAGGAAGUGCUCCUCAAGCUCUUGGCGGUGGUGUGUUGAGCGAUUGUUGGAGAGCUGAAGAAAGGGGGACAGCAACUGCGAUAUAUAGUAUCGCCCCCUUUCUAGGUCCCGCCGUCGGACCGAUAGCUGCUGGCUAUCUCACACAGUAUUUGUCAUGGCGUUGGAUAUUCUGGACGGUGUCAAUCGCAGACGCUCUCGUCCAAGUUCUCGCGUUUCUCUUUCUUUCCGAGACAUAUGCGCCCACGAUCCUGGCUGUAAAGGCCAGAAAGCUUCGCAAGGCGACUGGCAACAGCAACCUUCACACCGAGUACGACAGACCCGACAGAACUUUUGGUCAGACGCUGCGAAAGAACUUGGUAAGACCUUUCAGGCUGCUAUUCACGCAGCCUGCGCUACAAAUCACGGCACUCUACAGAGCCUACUUGUAUGGUCUGAUGUACCUCGUUCUCGCUUCUUUCCCGUUUGUCUGGAGCAAACAAUAUGGCCAAGAACCAGGGCCGGCAAGUUUGAAUUACAUUUCCCUAGGGGUAGGAUUUGUCAUUGGACUUCAGAUAUCAGGGCCUCUCAUCGAUAAGGUGUACCGUACACUGAAGGCACGCAACAACGACACGGGUGCUCCCGAGUUCAGGAUUCCUCUAAUGUUCCCCACGGCCAUCGUCACGCCCAUCGGUCUUCUGCUCUACGGCAUAACAGCACACUUCAAGAUCCACUGGAUCGUCCCCAACAUCGGCGCUGGCAUCUUGGCCGCGGGCCUCAUCCUGUCUUUCCAAUGCAUGCAGACGUACGUCAUCGACUCUUACGAGCGGUAUGCAGCCAGCGCGGCUGGCGCAGCAGCGUUCGUGCGGACGAUGGCCGGCUUCAGCUUCCCGCUUUUCGCACCGCGGCUGUACGACGCGUUGGGGAUCGCGUGGGGAAACGUCCUUCUGGCUGGUAUUGUCCUUGUCAUGGGCGUGGCUGUACCGGCUGUGAUGUGGAGAUGGGGUGCUUGGUUGAGGAGCAAGAGCCAGUACUGUGCUGGCUAA
Molecule: messenger RNA, 1770 nt
Organism: Colletotrichum truncatum
Lineage: Eukaryota; Fungi; Ascomycota; Sordariomycetes; Glomerellales; Glomerellaceae
Product: MFS multidrug transporter
Biological process (GO): transmembrane transport
Molecular function (GO): transmembrane transporter activity
Source: RefSeq, a predicted model, not a curated record